AUGAAAUUUGACCAAGUGUACGAUCUCUUAAUUAUUAAGGAGUUUGAUCCUUCUUACACUAUUUGGGUCUUCCAUGGAGAAACUUAUAACCGACAAUAUCAAGGUGAAGGUAGUUCAGGAGAAUUUCAGAAAGAUGAUGAAAGUAGAGAGGCAUAUCACUUAUAUAAGGAUGCCUUUGUGCCAGAAGAAGAGGUUGGAUACACUAUGUCUGAGGCAAAAGAUAACGACUUUGCUAGUUUAUUAGAAGAUGCAGAAACUCCCCUCUUCCCUGGUUUCACAUCUUACACAAAGUUAUCAGCAGUCGUCACAUUAUACAAUUACAAGUCUACUAAUGGUCACACAGACAAUAGUUUCAAUGAGCUCCUUAAGAUCUUAGGCGACAUGCUUCCAGAAAAAAACACACUUCCAGAAACUGUUUACUCGAUGAGAAAAUUGUUAAAACCAUUUGAUUUAGGAUAUGAGAAGAUUCAUGCUUGCCCAAAUGAUUGUUGUCUAUUUCGAAAGGAGCUUAAAAAUCUGGAUACGUGUCCAAAGUGUGGUUCAUCAAGAUGGAAGGUGGACAAAGUUACCACCAAAGUUUUUAAAGGUGUUCCAGAAAAGGUGCUACGGUAUUUUCCGGUGAUACCAAGAUUUAAAAGGAUGUUUAAAUCAAAAGAAAAAGCUGAAGAGUUGAUUUGGCACUCCAACCACAAAAGUCAAGAUCACAUGAUGUGUCAUCCAGUUGAUUCAGUAGCUUGGGAUACAAUAAAUCAUAAAUGGCCAGAUUUUGCAUUAAAUCCUAGAAAUCUGCGCCUUGGCCUUGCAACGGAUGGAUUCAACCCUUUUGGCGACCUUAGUUCUAGAUAUAGUUGUUGGCCCAUUAUUUUGGUAAAUUAUAACCUUCCUCCAUUGAUGUGCAUGAUGAAAGAAAAUCUUAUGUUGACAUUACUAAUUCCAGGUCCAAAGCAACCGGGAAAUGAUAUAGAUGUAUACUUGGAACCCCUUAUCGAGGAUUUAAAGGAGUUGUGGGAGACAGGUGUAGAGACGUAUGAUGCAUUCAGCAAGUCAAUGUUCAAUCUAAAGGCUAUUUUGAUGUGGACAAUCAAUGAUUUUCCAGCUUAUGGUAACCUAGCUGGAUGUGCCACAAAAGGGAAACUUGGUUGCCCAAUAUGUGGGGAAGACGUAUGUUCUAUGUGGCUUAAGUAUAGCAGGAAGUUUGCAUAUAUGGGCCACAGAAGAUUUCUUUCUCCUAAUCACCCAUUUCGUCAGAAAAAGAAGUGGUUUAAUGGAAAAAAAAGAAAGAAAAGGGAAACCUAG
Molecule: messenger RNA, 1296 nt
Organism: Zingiber officinale
Lineage: Eukaryota; Viridiplantae; Streptophyta; Magnoliopsida; Zingiberales; Zingiberaceae
Exons: 1
Coding region: 1-1296 (431 amino acids)
Source: RefSeq, a predicted model, not a curated record